AUGAGGAAUUUCCACAUUGCCGGCCAACCAGGAGUUUGGAUCGUGGAUGCGCUGCCGUGGCUCAAUUACCUGCCCGCAGCCAUUGCGCCUUGGAAGUGCAAGGUUGCAAAGUGGUUCCAUGAACUCGACGACCUGCACGUCAAGAGCUACAAAGAGGCGCUCAAACGCGAGGGCUGGAACUGGGCGAAGGACUUCGAAAGGGCUACUGAAGCGCAGAGCAUGACUGAGCAGCAGGUCGCUUGGGAUGUCGGUAUACUCGCUGAUGCUGGGGUUGAAACCAUGAGCGCUACCCUCAUGAUCUUCGUCCUCGCAUGCAUCACGCAUCCUGAAUGGCUCCCGAAGGCGCAGAAGGAGCUCGAAGAAGUCGUAGGCAGCGAGCGACUGCCCGAAUUUGGGGACUUGAAGGGCUUGCCGUACGUCCAGGCUAUAGUAAAAGAGGUUUUCCGCUGGCGUCAUCCACAACAAGCCGGCAUUCCGCACGCCACGACCCACGAGGACUACUAUCAGGGCUACCUCAUCCCCAAGGGCUCUGUUGUCAUCCCGCUCUUCUACGCGAUGCGACACGAUGAGGACCUUUUUGACAAGCCGGCGGAGUUCCACCCUGAGCGCUGGAUCGGCAGGUCGCAAAUCCAAAACUUCGGAUACGGUCGCAGAACCUGUCCUGGUCGUCAUAUCGCGCGCAACUCAGCAAGCAUAGUGAUUGCGCGCUUGCUGUGGGCAUUCAAUAUCCGUACGCCGACUGGGAAGAGACUCGUUGUAGAGGAAAGCAUGUUCACCACAGGGUUCGUAUCGGCUCCGAAGCCUUUCGCGUGCAUCUUCGAGCCCCGGAGCGAGACGCAUGUCCGCGUUGUACAGGAGACCUUCGAGAAGGUAGAGAAGAGCGUUGCAACUCUUCUUAGCGAAGUUCAUGAGAAGCACAACGCACUGGGUAUCAAGGCUCGCGUGUAG
Molecule: messenger RNA, 948 nt
Organism: Alternaria atra
Lineage: Eukaryota; Fungi; Ascomycota; Dothideomycetes; Pleosporales; Pleosporaceae
Exons: 1
Coding region: 1-948 (315 amino acids)
Molecular function (GO): oxidoreductase activity, acting on paired donors, with incorporation or reduction of molecular oxygen; heme binding; iron ion binding
Source: RefSeq, a predicted model, not a curated record